CCGCAUUUUUCAGAAGGGCUGCGCACUUCCUGUUUGCUGUCAACACAGUGUUAGUGAUGGCGUUUUUCACUCGAUCACUGCAGGACUUGCCAACAAUAUCUGUUAAUGAUGUCUACAGAAUUAUUCAGACUUUCUCGAAAGCGCCCACAUCUAAAAAGGACAAAGGAUUCAAGCUUUAUGUGUCCAACUACAUAAAUAAGUACGAAGUUUCAAACAAGGAGGCAGGAGAAGUAACAGUUAGGGCUGAGUGUUUCCAGUCAAUGAGGAAAAGCCAGAAGCCCCACUGUUUGAGUAUGGUGCUGAGGGAAUCAAAGCCGGUGGAGUUUCAGGGAUGUCAGUGCACCUGUGUGGCAGGUACAGUCCUGUGCAGCCAUGUGGCAGCUCUGCUUUUCCAGACGGCUCACUACUCCCAGUUGAAGCUUCCAGCUGUUCCUCCAGUCCUAAGCUGCACAGACACCGAACAAAAGUGGCAUAAACCGAGGACAAUGGGCAUAAAACCUGGUCCAGUUAAGGACAUGGUCGUCCUGUCAGCAAAACCAAGAGAGAGGAAAAUCUUUGAAGGAAUUAGAAGCAACUUGUAUAAAGGCACUACCAGCCCUCUGCCACUCAUCUCGACCCUAAGGAUACAGGAUGUGUACCGGGGACUUCCAGCUGAAGAAGCGCCAAUGAUCACCACAAUGGCUGUCUCCAACGAUGUCCCUCUUGUUGACUCUUUGUUUGGUCCAGUACAAGAGGGAAGUGUUCUGUCAUAUCAGCUGCCAGCAAAGGUAGUUACCCAUGUGGGUUCUUGAUACAUCCUGACGCACCAUGGAUGGGGUCAUCACCAGAUGGAAUUAUUUACGAUCCUGAGGAGCAACAAGUGUUUGGCCUUUUAGAAAUAAAAUGCCCAAAUGUGACAAGCUAUGUGGACUGCUCUUACAUAAUGAUUAGGGAUGGUAGGCAGACACUCAAACGUACACACCCAUAUUACUGGCAAAUCCAGGGACAAAUGCUAAUUUCAGGGUGUGACUGGUGUGACUUUGUCAUUUACACAGAAAAUGACAUGUUUAUUGAGAGGGUUCCCCGUGACAUGCAAGUACUGCAAACCAUAAAACAAAAGGUUGACCAUUUCUUUUUUUAUUUUUACCUCAGCACUUGCCUGGCAAAUUAAGGUAACAUAGUCAAAUUUUAACCUUUGCAUAUAUGAUUGAAAAUACUGUUAAUACUUGUGUCAUGUUCCUUCCAUUUAUAUUAUUUUUAAGCAGUUAGAUUUAUGUAUUUCUCUUUAAGGUCAGAUACAAUUUAUUCUGUUUGAAAUUAGCUAUUAGGCUGUUAUAAUCAUACCCUCUUUGUGAACUGUGUUUUUCUGUUUCAACAGUUUGCAUUCACUAGAUG
Messenger RNA from Nematolebias whitei (Rio pearlfish), 1374 nucleotides. RefSeq lists its product as uncharacterized. Gene Ontology annotation, molecular function: zinc ion binding. NCBI's taxonomy places the organism in Eukaryota, Metazoa, Chordata, Actinopteri, Cyprinodontiformes, Rivulidae. The record is from RefSeq and is a predicted model, not a curated record. The coding region runs from base 57 to 791 and encodes 244 amino acids. The transcript has 6 exons.